This is a messenger RNA of Pomacea canaliculata, 3778 nucleotides long. Its product is annotated as kynurenine 3-monooxygenase-like. The record is from RefSeq and is a predicted model, not a curated record. The transcript is spliced from 14 exons. Bases 107 to 1507 code for a protein of 466 amino acids. Gene Ontology annotation, molecular function: kynurenine 3-monooxygenase activity; NAD(P)H oxidase H2O2-forming activity; FAD binding. Lineage: Eukaryota; Metazoa; Mollusca; Gastropoda; Architaenioglossa; Ampullariidae. Gene Ontology annotation, biological process: quinolinate biosynthetic process; NAD+ metabolic process; L-tryptophan catabolic process. Gene Ontology annotation, cellular component: mitochondrial outer membrane.
AAUUGUUUGCUGGCAAGGUCGUAAUCUUUGACCUGACCUGAUACUUCACAUUCGUCCUGCAUGCAGGCCUCGUGCUGGUAAACAUCCUCAUCGAAUAUUGUAUAGAAUGACGGAGAAGAAGCAGAAACAUGUUGCCAUCUGCGGAGGAGGACUCGUGGGUUCUCUCUGUGCUUGCUUCAUGGCUAGAAGAGGCUACAAGGUGGAGCUCUUUGAAAUGAGGCCAGAUAUUCGAACACAAAAGGUGGUGCAUGGCCGUAGCAUCAACCUGGCCUUGUCUGUCAGAGGCCGUGAGGCACUGAACUCUGUGGGGUUGGAGGAGGCUAUCAUUAAACAUGGUGUUCCCAUGUAUGCUCGCAUGAUUCAUGAUCUUGACGGCAGACGCAGGCCUAUUCCUUAUGGCAAAGGGAAUCAGCAUAUCAUGUCUGUGGAUAGACGCCUGCUAAAUGAACUGCUUUUGAAUGAAGCAGAGAGACAUCCAAAUGUGACAACCUACUUCUGCCACAAAGUCCAAAAGUGCAAUUUUGAAACUGGCGAGGUUGUGUUUCUCAAAGAUGGAAAGGAAGAAGUACGCAGAAAAGUUGACCUAAUUGUUGGAAGUGACGGAGCUCACUCAGCAGUUCGACAGCAGAUGAUGAAGUCUGUCCGUUUCGACUUUCAGCAAGAGUACAUUCCCCAUGGCUACAUGGAGCUCACCAUUCCACCUACCACAAGUGGUGAUUUUGCUAUGGAAGUGAAUUACCUUCACAUAUGGCCAAGAAAUGAGUUCAUGAUGAUCGCACUACCCAAUGAAGAUCGGUCCUACACCACCACACUGUUUAUGCCAUUCGAGAUGUUUGAAGCCAUCAAGACAGAAGACCAGCUGAUGGACUUAUUCCACAAAUACUACCCAGACUCACUGCCUUUGCUGGGAGAGGAAAAUUUGAAGAAAAUCUUCUUCAGCACAAAAGCUUCUCCAUUGCUUACUGUGAAGUGCUCUCCGUACCACGUGGGAGACAAGGCCGUCCUCAUAGGGGAUGCUGCUCAUGCUAUGGUGCCUUUCUAUGGUCAAGGCAUGAACUGUGGGUUUGAAGACUGCUUGGUGCUUACUGACAUUCUUGACAAGUAUGGAGAUGACUUCUCACAAGCCCUGCCUGCAUAUACAAAGUUCAGAAAUCCAGAUGCCAAAGCCAUUUGUGACCUUGCUAUGUAUAACUAUACCGAAAUGCGGGCCUUAGUCAACACAAAGUCAUUUCUGUUGCGGAAGAUGCUUGACAGAAUCUUGAACACUGUGUUUCCGAAUGCUUGGGUUCCUCUGUAUACUAUGGUGACCUUUAGUCGCACCCGCUAUCAUGAAUGUGUGGCCCGCCGCGCCUGGCAGGACAAGGUAUUGCAUAGAUUGGGCAUCACAAUCAGCUGGACUGCCAUGAUUGGAGUGGGUCUGGCCCUUUGGACUCACCUGGCAGCCAGACAUGGAGGACCUUCUCCUCUGGACAUUGUGCAUAAGUGGUCCACCAAUAUUGAACUAUAAUUUAACUCGUUCUAGUUUUUGUUUUGUCUGCAACCUGCAUGUGUCUGAGAUUAUGUUAACAGAAUCUGAAAUCUUAUUGCCAGGUGUAAAUGAAGUGUCCUUAUGAGUGUAUGUGUGUGCAUACUUAAUUUCUAAUGUGUUUGUGGGUAAUCUUCAUGCUUAAAUGUAACAAAGAGCUGAAAAUCUCACUCUUAUUACUGAAAAAAUGUUGAAGGUAAAGAUAAAGGUCCCUUUUUCAGGGUAUUAGGGAUUGAGGUGUUACAGACCUCACUGUCCUUGGGCCAGUUGUACAUGAUGGCGGUGCCCCUCUCUCCCUUGCUACCUUACCUUCCCCAUUCCUUUGUAGACUCAGGUACACAUUCUUUGACAGCUAGGUUGACUGGGGAAGUGAGCUGCAUUACACAGGUAUUAAGCCUGUGCACCUCUCAAUCCAGAUGCCAGCGCUUUAACCACUCAGCUGUCCGUUUCUCUACUUUUGUUACUGAUGUAAAAUUGAAACAGAAGAAUUGCAAAACAUUGUUCAUGCCAGAUAUAGACUGGAUAAAUAAGGAUGUGAUGACCUGGAAAUGAGAAAACUCAUACAUCACCUGUUGACAAGAAUCUGGAAAGGAUGCCCUGUGAUGUCAUUACAGAUGCUGUUGUAUAUUAAAUAUAACUUCAGUUUCAGAUGCUAGUUGCAAUUUGCUUUUUCAGUGUUUAUGUACAGUUAACUCUUUAUCUUGCCACCUAAAGGAGCUUGCCUAAACCUUCCUCUUCCUCAUACUUUGUGAUUUAAUGAAUUUCCUCCAGAGUUAUCCUCAUUUAAGGAUCAUAUAUUCUUUUUGUAUCACCACACUUGCUUGUUGCUCAACAUUUUGCCCAACAUGACAACAAUAUAAUGAGUUAGGGACUGUUCUUGAGUGCCUUUAGGACAUUUUUCCUGUCGAGGGGUCGGCCUGCAAGUAUUGGAAUUACUUUUACAGAGGUUAUUUCUGCUACGUUCCUUUCCUGAAUUAGGACUGAGGGACGAUUGGUACCGACUAACUCCUGUUGCGGCGAACAUGGACGACUCAGCUCUCCUAGCCAUGUUUCUAUUUGGGUGAGCUUUGCCGAUACUUUUCGGAGCUUGCAAUCAUUUCUUGCGUCGAGGAAAAAUCACGCUCGCGCAAAUAUGUGGCCAAUCUUUGGCAACACUCUGUAAGAUUUGCUCUCUUAACAUUAGACCGAGAAGUGCCUCAUGUCGUUUCAAUUCCCGCCAGCCCUGUCCACCGAUUAGCGAGUCCAGACAAACGAGAAAAGAAAGCGGACAUGGACUCCUGCGGUUCGGGUCGGACGGAUCGAAAUCGUUCCCGAAAUCCCUCCACGGUACACUGAUAUAAGUUAGGGACUGUUCUUGAGUGCCUUUAGGACAUUUUUCAAAUGUAUGUUACAGGUUAAUAUGGUGCGUUGUAAAGACUUGUUCUAAUAAGUGGCUUUUUGGAGCUUACAUUGUAUGUGCAUAUGCAUUCUUAAUUUUGCCAGUUUAAUAUGGUAAUUGGUCUGUGCUUCAGAUCUCAUGUCAAUGUGUAACUGUCUUAAUAGUUGACCAUUCACAGUGUAUUCUCUCCCCUGUUCUGUAAUCUCAGCAAAGCUACCAUUUUAGCUCCAUUAAAUGGAGUGCCUUUUAAUAUUUGUAAUCUUGGUGAUGGCACAUGUUAAUGCUAAUGAAAGCAAGUCAUUCAAUGUAACAGAAAUUAAACAGUAUUAUUGUAUCAACAUGUAUCUUUAAAAAUAUGGAAAAACCACAGGUAUAUAAUUUGUUUUCCCCAGUCCAAUCAGUAUUCAUGAUUUUGUUUCUGAAUCUCCAUGUUUUUGAGUUGAAUGCAUACUUGUGGUUCCUUAGCAGUUUGUCUCUCUCUGUUUCUGUUAUUAUCUGUUUGUCUUUCUCACACCAGUCUGAAACAUUCAGGUAGUGUUCGUUGGACAGCCUUUCUUUACACUUCAAUCAAAUGGAGUCCAGUCUAUACAAGUUCAAAGAACAUCUACCUCAAAGCUUUUGACCACUUACAGAGGCUAACCAUUCAACUUAAACAUAUAUUACUAACAGAUAUUACUAACAUUGACAAAAUGAAUAUAUACCUCAUGUUACUUAUUCAGACAGCAAUCCUCAUCUUUGCACCUAUACUAAUUUUUCUCUUUUGUGAUUUUAAUGCCUUUGUUUUGUAGUAAUGUAGUGUUUCAGUUUCUUUUACUUGAAUCGAGGGCUCAAUGUUAAAAAAAGCAUAACUUUUGCUUAAGUUACCUUCAUGAAUA